Molecule: messenger RNA, 8854 nt
Organism: Melospiza melodia melodia
Lineage: Eukaryota; Metazoa; Chordata; Aves; Passeriformes; Passerellidae
Gene: TMEM170B
Product: transmembrane protein 170B
Exons: 3
Coding region: 348-746 (132 amino acids)
Biological process (GO): negative regulation of canonical Wnt signaling pathway
Cellular component (GO): plasma membrane
Source: RefSeq, a predicted model, not a curated record
CCCUCGCUCCAGGUGAUGCCGGUGACCGGAGUGACGAUGCCGCCGGCGAGGCGGCGGCGGCCGCUGCUGAUGGAGGAGGCGGAGAUGAUGAUGAUGGUGAUGAUGAUGAUGAUGGGCUCCGCCGCCCGGCCCUGCCCCUAAGCGGCAGGGAAGCGCCAGCGGCCGGCUCCCCUCCUCCCCCGAGAGCGCCCGGCUCCCCCCGGCCGCCGCCUCCCCCUCUCCGUCCUCGAUGUCUCCUCCGCGGCGCGGAGCUCCCUCGGCCGCCUCCCCGCCCUGCCGCUCCUCGCCGCCGUCUCCCUCCCGCCCCGCGGCCCGGCGGCUGCCGGACCCCGCCCGGCGGCGGCACCAUGAAGGUGGAAGCGGGGGACAACUCCAUGAUCAACCUGUCGGUGCAGCAAGUGCUGAGCCUGUGGGCUCACGGCACCGUCCUCCGCAGCCUCACGGAGAUGUGGUACUGGGUUUUCCUCUGGGCUCUCUUCUCCUCUCUCUUUGUCCAUGGUGCUGUGGGAGUGUUAAUGUUUGUGAUGCUGCAGAGGCAUAGGCAGGGGAGGCUGAUAUCUGUCAUUGUGGUCAGCAUUGGAUUUCUGGGUUCUGUAACUGGAGCAAUGAUAACCAGUGCUGCAGUAGCUGGAAUUUACAGAGUAGCAGGAAAGAACAUGGCUCCUCUAGAAGCUCUUGUCUUUGGUGUUGGACAGACAGUACUGACAUUAAUUAUCUCAUUUUCAAGAAUUCUUGCAACGCUUUGAAGCUCAUGUAGAAAGGGGGGAGAAAAAUGUCUUCAAUCUGAAGAGAAGCGUCCUGACAGUGGAUUCAUCAGCUUAUGAACUCGAAUUCUGGUGCAAGAGGAAGGAAGCUAUGUGGAAAGUGCACUACAAAUCUCGAGGCUCAGUCAAAUGAGCAGGCUGUCCUCUAGUGUUGGAACUGCUGCACUCCUGCACUGCGCCUUAACGUGCCUCCAUCGCGGGCCGGGGGGAUCCCUGUGAGAUCCAGGGAUGGAUGUGGGGCACCUGCAGCAGCUGCCAGGCAGGUCCCUGCUUGGUGGUGGCAUCACUGUCCUUAACACCUUGGAAGGAAACAGAGGGGCCGUCCUGAAAGCUGUUCCGUGUGCCAAACUUGGGGUUUGAUUCUGAGCGGGUGGCUGGGUAAGCUCUGGAAUGUAGAAGAAUUCUGUGAAUGUGCACAAUUCUCCUUGAAUUCAGGUGAAAUAGCAAGAUAGCUGACUUUUGUGUGUUAGAAGAAUCUCUCUGAAUGCUGAAUAUUCUUGUUCAGCAUUCAAAACAACUGUUAGAUCUGUUUCAAAAUGUAGAUUAAUUUUGAUGGGGUUUAAGAACCACAGCUUUAACAACCCUGAUAUAAUUAGCACUGUGUGAAGAAUGGCUCGUGGCAGUUUCGUUCCUUGGCACAUUUCUUUGUGAUUUUAGCCUGUCAGAAAUCAGGAGUUUAGGGUGACUAUAUGAAGGUUACUAAGUACAAGCCAUUGUGUAUGCACAAACAAAUCUUAAACUGUUGUUUUCCUUGAAAUUACUUUGUCUUAAGCAUACACAUGGCUACCAGCCCUUCUGCAAACCUCAGAGAAAGGGUGCUCAUUGCAAAUGAACUCCCUAUAUUUUAUUAAGCGCUGGUAGGAACCUUACCCCUACAUGCAUUCUGUAAGGAAAACACAAAUACAACAAACUGUCAGAGGAAACCUAUGAGGAAAAUGGAAAGGGUUAACAAUAUGAUGUCUUGGUUUUCUACUGAACAAAAAUAUUAAGUGUAAUAAAAUAGUUACCGUACUCCAAAAAUUUGUAAGUGGGGCAGCACUAAUGUAUUUACUACCUUGUUUCUGAACACUUUGUAUCUUUGGAAAGGUCAAGAUACCUAGAACUUUCAAAUACUUAGCUUUUAGUGGUUUGUGCUUUUCUAGUUUAAAAGGGACUGAGUGGUGUUGUGCAUGUGAAUGUCAUAAAUGUGAGUGUUUGGAGUAAAGAGAAAUUAAGUCUAAUGACUAAUUAUUUAUGAAAUACAAAAUUAAAAGGGCAUAAAGUUCUGUGAAGAAUGAGGAAUCUUUUACAUCUUUUUUCAGCUUAAUGCUUUUCAGCAGUUGUCUCUUAAUGAUGACGGGGAAUAAAUCACUCAAAGGUUUUGCUGUUAUGAUGUCAAAAAGACUUUCAGGACUGUCAUAAACACUGGCACCUACUGCACACCUAAAAGAAUAUGUUUAAAAUAUAACUUGCAAUCCAGUCAUUGCUUAGUACUUUAAAAUAUAAUGAACUAACAUGUCUGCCUUUAUCUUAUUCCACAUUUCUUUAAAGUGCUAGGAAUGCUAAUAGUUUUUGUUUUCUUUAAAAGCAUCAAAGUCCUGUUUGGAAAACAUACAAAGUUAUGGGCUUUGCAGGGAACAAGUUAAAGUAUAGGUUUAUAAAUAUUUUCAGUGUUAUUUUUACUUUUAAUUGCUUCAAAAAUGUGGCUGAAUACAUAUACUGUCACUGUUUUUGAAUGUCUUCAAAAAUUUUCCUGUGGUUUGUUUUUUUGUCUUUUACUUUUUGCUUAUAAUUUUUGGCACAUGACCAUUGCACUUUAAUAGACAAUGAAAUUAUGACAUCUGUAACAAGCAAUUGAAACUUUCCCCCAUUGUCUUAAAUUGUGAGAAAACUGGUUUCAGGUAUUUAUGUCAAAUUGAAUAAUAAAGUGAUUGAAGAUAUUUUUCCUAAUGUGCCUUGUUACACAUAUGUUUAGGUGAGAGGAUUUAAAAAAAAUUGUCACAUCUUCAUUCUUGUUAUACUUUGAUUAUUUCUGAUUAAUUUGGUUACUUGAUACAGUGUCUUGUUCAACAGAGUUUAAAACAUUUUUUUUGGCAACCUGGAAAUGCUUGUCUGGAUCAAAACCAAACGCAUCACGAAGCACUUGCUGUGUUCGGUAAUUUAGAUUGUCUCAUGCCUUUGUCUCACACUGAAACUUAUUCACAUGUUCCAAAUUCUUAAUUUUUAAUCUCAAUUCUUAAUUUUUGUAGGAGGCUAUUAUGCUGCCACUGGCCAAUGGCUGGCUGUCUUUCACUAAGCUAAACUACAGCAGGCUGCUGCCAACUGAUGAGAUACAUGUGCUUGUAUUGAUGAACUUCAUUCUUCAUUUUAAUUACUGUGCCAAUGAAGUUGUUGCUGUUGUAACUCUCCCCCUUGGACAAGGAGGCAUCUUUGCAGGUUUUAAGCUACCUUUCUCCAAAUAAUUUUUUAUUGCAUAGGUACUUGUAUUCACUUUUAGAAUGUUGUUGUGUGUUUAGCUCUCUCUGCGUUGUAUGGCAUUAUUGCCUGGCAAGAGGGGACAGGCAGAUAAUGUAAUGCUUAAGUGGCCUAACAGGGACAAGGCUUUAUUUGAUAGAAGUUUGUUUUCAGCUGUUUGUUGUGAGGAGUUUAUAAUGAUGAAAAGUUUGUCUGUGAAGUGUUCUUUGAUCACAGCAUGAACGUACUGCUUAAUAACUCCAGCAGUGAAAGAAAGUGUAAGUGGCCUUAUGUCUGCAAAACUUGGAGCUUUCAUUCCAUAUCCCUAGAAACAGUGUUGUUAAGCAUAAGGUGCUUUAGUCAGUGUUUGUGUGUGUGUGUCUGUGUAUAUAUGUAUAUUUGAAUGAGUGAAUGGUGGCUUUGUGGAGUGUGUUUUAUACCUGACACUUGCUAACAACUGAAACAGCUUUUCCAAUAGAAAAUAGAAUUACUUUAGCUAGCCUCCCGUCCCCCUUCCCCUCUUAAUGAAGCUACAAAGGAAUCUUGUGUGUGAAUGGCACUGAUGGUACCCUGGUUCACCCUUGGACAAUGCAGUGUUGUCCACACAGAUGUUUUAGCACUAUCUUCAAUCAGCUCUGCCUGUCUCUGGGUUGUAUCGAAGUGCACAUUCUGUACUGUGCAGAACAAAUAGUGCAUCGACACAGUUUAAUAUUUGGAAGAAGGGGGAGUACUGAAUAUAUUAUUUAAUGUGGAAAAGCUACUGGUUUUUUUAGGAGCUGCUGCUAUCAAAGAUUUAAACAUUCCACACACUUUUGAUUUAUCAGUAUGAUCAUAGAAUUGUAAAAUACCAGGUUGGAGGGGACCUCAGCCAUGGUCUGGUCCAACCUUUCCUGUCAAUAGCAUGGUCUAGACAAGGUAGCCCAGCAUCAAGUCUUUAAAGUGUCCAGUACUGGGGAGUCCAACACUUCCCUGUGAUUUUGUUCCAAUGGCAUUAUUCCAGUGUCCAACUGGAAUAUCACAAAGUAAUUUGUACACAUUACCCCUCAUCUUUUCCAGGUGACUGCUUGUAAAAAGGGAGUCUCUUCUUUCUAGCCACCCUUUGAAAAUUGGAAUAUGUUGAUAAAUGCUCCCUUAAGCCUUCUUUCUUCAAGGCAGAAUCAGCCCAGUUCUUUGCUUUUCCUCAUACGUCAGGCUUCCCAGACCUUUGAUUAUCCCCGUGGCCUUUCUCUGGAGUCUUUCCAGCCUGUCCACAGUUUUGUGUGUUUUUUGCAUGUCAGGGACCAAAGCUAGACACAGAGAACCCAGUAUUGCAGAUGUGGCCUGUCAGGUGGCUGAGUGAGAUAAUGGUGAUUUUAACUCUGCUGGUGAUGCUCUUGUUGAUCUAGUCCAUCCAUCAUGUCAAUGAUCCUGUUGGCUUCCUUUGCCAUAACAGCACACUGCUCACUCACAUGGAGCUGCUUGUUCACCAGGACCCCCAGAUCCCUUUCCACAGAGCUGCUCCUCAGACAGGUCCAUCCCAGCCUGUGCUGCACUCCUGCAUUGUGUUUUGCCAGGUGCAAGAUGUUACCCUUGUCCUUGUUGAACUUCGUAAAGUUCUCUGUACAUCCUAUCAAUGUCCCAGUUCUCAGUGUGUAUUUUUCUGCUUUUCCAUCUCUGGUACACUUCUCUUCUGGAUUUGAGCAAAUUCAGAGGUUCACAGUUAAACCAAGGAGGUCUCUUGCUCUGCCUCUUUCCUGACCUUAAAGGGGAUGAGCUGGUUUAGUGUUUCCAGGAGACUGUUGGUGAAGAACUCCCAGUACUUUAUCCUCCUUAGCAACCCUUCCCAUGGGCUAUGAGCGUAGUGAAGUUUGCUCUUCUAAAUCUAAAAUGUUUGUUUUAACACUGACCUUCAGCAUGCUCAGCAGGAUCCCAGUACUGUGACCACGGCAGCUGAGGCUGUCCCUGAUUGGAAUUUUACAAAGCAGGUUUCCUUGGCUUGUAAGUAGCAAGUCCAGCAAUGCCCCAUCCUUGAUUGGCACAUCUAACCAUCUUUAUUCCAAAUCUAUCCUCUACAUACUCCAGGAACCUGAUGGAUAACAUGUGGGAUGCUGUAUUGUUCUUCCAACAGGUGUCUAGGCAGCCAAAAUCACACAUAGAACCAGGUUCUGUUGACCCAAAGCUUUCUUAAGUGACCCAAAUAUUGUUUAAUUAGUAUUAUUUCCUUGGAGAUAAUGGAGUUUGGAGGUCAGUAGCAGAUGAGCUUGGAGAUUCCCCUUGGAGAUGACCUCUCUGACCUUGACUCUGGCAUUCAACUGAGCUUCCACAAUCUCUGUAGGCAUAUACUGGAGGUGGUUGCUCUUUGGGUUCUCUUCUUGGGAAGCAGCUGAGGAGCAUUUGGCGCUACUCUGAUUGGCUUUACUUAUUCCCCAGAUCAAAAAAUUCUGUUUUGAGUCAAAACCUGCAGCUAUGUUUCAGGAAAAAAAGGUUCCAAAAAUUAUUGUCCUUAAAUUUCUGGGUAAUUUUGAAUUUAUGAAACUAAGCUGUGUGUUGUGGCUAGUCAAGACUUGCUGUUGGCAUUUUUUUUGAAGAAACCAAUAAUUUAACCAGUUUUGAACAUUCAACAUGGAUGUGAAGCUUGUCUAAACUUGUCUAAAGUAGCUUUCUAUUUUUGAAGCACAUUGUUUUGAUUUUGAUAAAGAAAAUAGUGUUGCCGUCACAACAUAUUGUACAUUAAUAUUUAUUUAGCUUACAAUUUGUAUUUGAGUUCUGUUGUGGGGAGCACAUAUAUACUGAGGAACUGUAAUGGAGUCUGAGUUCUAAUAACUAUAAGAACUGGGUCUUUUUGUUUUAAUUUAUGUCUUUCAUGCACUAGGCAUAUUUUAAUAAUGCAUUGCCUGCAUUAAAUCUAAGUAUUUAUAUCAUGAGCAUAUUAAACUGGAUGUUUUUGUACACAGCCAUCCAACAUCACAUAUGUAUAAUUCCAAAUGAAUAGACACAAUAGUAUUGCUUGGUGUAGUGAGUUGUGGGUUAAUAAGUUAGCCUCCCUCCCCAGAAAGUCUGUGACUCUAAUAAGGCCCAGAAAUGCAAUUGUGAACCUGAGAUGCUUUUCAGUUGCUCUUCUGUUUCUAGAAAUAGGGUUUUUAUCAUAUGGGUAUUUCAGUUAAGGGGAAAAAACGUGGAGAUAGGUCACAGUUUUCAUCCUAAUAACCAAUCUAAUCCCAUGUAAUUUGAGACAAAAUGAAAUUCUGAAUGUUGUUCAUAAAUUAUGAUGGAGUAUUAAAUACACAAAAAUGCUAAACCUUUUUUCAGAGUUACCAAAAUUUAACAUACCAUUGCACCAGCAUAUUGAUGGGAUACCUUUUAAUUUAUAACUUUUUUUUGGUCUUUAGAUUGGGAGCAGCCCCAGGUGGAAAGACUGUUCUAAUCCUCAGCUGAAGUAAUAAAUAUUCUUUGAGUAGAGAUGAAUUUAACAGAGCUGAACAUUUGUCUUGGGCUAGUGGUCAGAUAUUUGGUGGAGACAUUGGUCACCACCAUCACAACCUUUAAAUUCAGUGGGAAAAGUAUUCUCUGUUACAGCAGUGAAAUCUUCAUCUGGGUUCAUUAACUGGUGUAUGAGGCUGCACAUAAUUUUGGGGAAAUGAAAUUAUCAUAGAAAGUAGAAUUCAACCUGAGUACAUACAUUUGAUAUCCAAAAUUUGUGAUAGAUUAUAUCCUGAAGCAUGCUGUUUCUGCUGUUUCCCACAAUUGUGCCUGAAGUUAGACAUGAAAUUCAGGCUGUGCAUUAAUUCUAAAUGUAAUCACAAGGAUAUCUCAAAGCCUGUGAAGAUGUGUUACUGCUUGGGGUGUUCUCCCAGUGUAGCAGGUAUAAAAACAAUUGCACUCUAAAAUAAUGAUCUAAAGAAAUAUUUUCUUUCAGGAACAUGCAUUUUGUCACUUCUGAUUGUUCAUCUUGUAGUUACUGAAGACUUUAGGAAGCUACUGCAUGAAUGCUAGCAGGAUUUGAUAGCUGUUGAAGGGAAUGGACAAUAUGUCCUUUUGUGCUGCUUCUGUGGACCAAAACACCAACUCUAAGGCAAAGUGAAUACUGAAGAGUGAAAUAUUUUCAGUGAAAUAAACAAUACUUGAGUGAUACAAAUGGCAUUCCUUUUGAUUUGAGACCUAACUCUCUAGGCUCACUUGAGAAAUUUAGUAUCAACACUGUAAAAUCCAUUUUGGAUUAUCCACCAAUAUAAGAUACAUGGGAGCUAAAAAUCUAAAACCUUUUAGCAUUACUUGGCUAGAGGUAUUGCUUGUUUGAAAUGUGCCUAAAUUUUAUACAGAUAAUGGAGUUCUGAAGGUCCUUAAUAUUUUGGGUGUUUUAGAGGAUAAUCAGGUAUCUAUAGAACUAAACUUUUGACUGUGACAAUAUAUAGAAUAGCACAUAAUUCUUCAUAAGUGCUUACAGAGGCCACUAAGAAUAAAUACCUAUUUUACAGUUAGAAAAAGUAUUUAGCAUCUGUAUUCAUAACUUUAACAGUUGUACUAUAAGCUUUACAAAUACAAGUAUUAUAAUCAUUUGGAUUUGGCUGAACAAAUAGGAGGAGAGGAAAACGGGAAUUUAAAAAUCUUUAAAAAUGACAAAGGUAAAAAAUAUCCAUUAGUCCACUGACAGACUUGUGCUCCUUCAGUACAGCUUUUCACCGAGCAUGACUUAAACAACAGAACACUGUUGGUGUCUCACCAUAAACUGUCUUGUUGACAGAAUGCAUUCUUCAAACUUGUAUUAGAAAUAGAUGUUCAUAGCUUCACCUUGUGAAGUUGCCUAAGCUAAAGUGUUGUGACCUAGGCAAAGUUAUGAAGCUCAAAGAUAGCAACAACUUGUGAUGGAGAAGAGUGACUUAACAUUUAGUUGAUUUAUGCUUUGUACAGGACUCUGUUAUAGUGUGCAAAAGGUACUUGUUUUGAGUGGGUGUACUGCAUGCUCAUGUAAUAGUUUAGCCCCAGUUAAAAAAGGGAUGGCAUUUAAGUUGUAAAUACUGUAUACUACUCUAUUUCAUUUUUAAGCAACUUUUUUAUUUCCCUGUUUGUGUACAGUUCUCUAUGUACAUAUUUAAAAAACCCCUAAAACAAACAAACCACAACAUUUUGAGAAACUUGUGUAGUUAUCUUUUGCAUUUUAAUUGUGUUAACAACCUGAAUAUGUACAUUCAGCUGUCUAUUUAGUUUGAAGUUUUCAUUGCAUGCUUUCAGGUUCUCUGAAAAACAGCAAUAACAGUUGGACAACUAUUUAAAGUAAAACAUUCUUCUGCACAAUUUCCACUUCCAUUCUUUAGAAUGCAGACACAGUGGAACAGUUGUCCAAUUGUAAGAUUUAAAGAAUCUUAGGUAAUUAUUUAUAUUUAUUUUGUUUUUGGUAGUAGGAAAUGUCUCAUAGCAGCUUAUAAACAGAACUUGCAAGUAAAACAUGAUUUCUUGUGCAAUUUAUUUAACUGAAAUUUUCUAUUAAAAUAUUUUCAUAAACUUUCUGUAGCUUAUUGCAUGUUCUUCUAAGUAAUCAUGAAGCUAUGUGUCAAUCUCUGUAUGAAAUACUCUGACAACACAAGUUUUACAUUUUGUGAAUCUGGUUGAAAUGUACAGAUGUACACGUAAAAAUAAAGCUAAAAAUAGUAAAUAAAUGAUGUACCUUCCUGUGGACCACA